CAACUCAGCAGCUCGCAACCAAUUUCCGUUCGGAUAUUCGUCCUGCUCUUUGCAGAUGCUCCAGCUCACAAUCUUGUGCGACCUGGGCGCCUCUCUUAGAAAAGCAGAAUUCUCUAACACUUGUGUUUCCCAGGGCUGAAAUUACAGUACUAGAGCUUAAGAUUUUUCGCUGCUCCAGAGCGCUCGGGAACAAGCAAUCUCUGCUUCAGUAGCUCCAUCUUUUGAACCCCUGAGACAACCAGAAGAGCUCGGAACAAGCGUCCGCCUACCAUGUCUGGACUCCUUGACAUCCUAACCCUGGGUAGUACUACCUCCAUCUGCCAGACCAAGUUCCAAGCUUCCCUCGCACAUGUCUCCCUGACCAAUAGAUUCCUUCCACCUCUGGCUUCUAUCACUGACACCGCUGUAGUGAAGAAUUCAACCGACCAGACCCAACCUUCAGCAAUGGAAGCUGCUUUUGUUGAGGCUGCUUAUAUUGAGUCUAGGAAGACUGCUGGUUUUGAACCCACCACGGAGGCAUCAGGCUUCAGCAGCACGGGUAAUUCCACGUGGGACAGCAUCGCUGGCCUUCAGUUGAUACGCCACGUCAGCAGCAACAUCCCUUGCAGCAGCUGCAGCUCGCAAAGCGACUCCUCCUGCGACUCGUUUUGCCUCGACGAAAUGGUGUCCGAGUUCAUCGAGGAAGACAGCGACGUCGCUGGUACCAGGAAACCCGCGUUCGAACCGUCAGUAGCAUCGGCAGCGCAAGACGGCCCACGACCAGCGAGAGAUGUCAGGGAGAAACGGGAGAGCCACGUGUACGACGCUCCUGCUGGCACGUGGCGGUGUCAAUUUUGUGGAGAUGCUUCGUGCAACGGCCAGGACUGCCAGCGGCUUACCAGUUACCAUGGCCAUCAUGUUACUCAACAGCGGGGUUCCAGCGUCGCGAGCAGCGAAAUAGAACGACUCGCUUCCAUGAUCGAGCCGCUCAGCUGCUGUGAGACCCCCGAGGAAUAUGCAGUGUUUGACGUCGUCAUCGCUGCCUUAGAGCAUGCAAGGACCCCAGCUGUUGACGUCAGCACAUGCAGCACCAGCAGCAGUGCUCGCAACGCGGUGGUGCACCAGCUGCGGAGGAGGGGGUACGAUGCUGCUGUGUGCUACUCUCAGUGGGACUAUUCCAACGGCGUGCCUGACGGCUCUCAUGAGUACUGUGACGUCAUCCUACAUUCAUCCUCUCCACACCGUCUGCCAGAGCGGCUCAUAGUUGACCUCGACUUCCGGGCGCAGUUUCAAGUCGCUCGCCCGACACCCCAAUACAGUUACAUCUUGCAGCUGACCCCGGCUUUUUUCGUCGGCUGCCCGGACCGGUUACACCGUCUCGUGGAGAUUCUAUCUGAGGCGAUGCGGCUGUCACUGCACGCCCAGGGCAUGCACGUGCCACCCUGGCGCCGGCACCAGUACCUUGCUGCCAAGUGGACAGCGGCUUACUCUCGCCAGUUCAGCGUCCCUGCAGAGUGCUCAAGUGAUUCUGGAGCAUCGGCUGCUGCCGCUGCUGCUGUUGCCUCCGCCGCAGCUGCUAGGACUGGUGCUCCUACAGCCACUGCGUUGAGCAGUCACCUGGAACUUCCAGCACAGCUGGAUCGAAGGAACUUGGGGUUUUCUCGUGCGCUCAGCCAUCAGAGCCACCAGCACAGGCCGAGGGCUGCUGUGGUGGGUCUGCUGGCGAGAGGGAUGCAGCAGCUGGCACUACAAGGCCAAGCGGUGGUUUGAGCUUCCCUUGUGGUCAAAAAGUUGGGAUUCCCAGGUUUUCUCACUGCACUUCAUCCGCACAGGCUGAGAGCAGCAGUGGCUGGUUUGCUGUGUACCUACAAUAAGUACACUGUGAACGUGAGGCUACUAUACUGAUGGCUGUGCUGACAGGAGCGUAACCUGAGCUUGGUUGGGCCUGUCGGUGCAGCAUCCAAUUUUGAGACCCAGUUAGGUAAGUAGUUUGAGAGGGCUACCACUGCAUGCAAGUUCAAUAUACCCAUGUCCAUACCCAUGUAUGCAUGUUCAAUGAUGUAAAGUAGAGGUCUUUCCCUUUUGCUGGGCUCCCACACACUGGAUUAAUGCAAUGCA
This is a messenger RNA of Closterium sp. NIES-67, 2097 nucleotides long. The record is from the annotation of a GenBank genome assembly. Lineage: Eukaryota; Viridiplantae; Streptophyta; Zygnematophyceae; Desmidiales; Closteriaceae.